Messenger RNA from Adineta ricciae, 420 nucleotides. The record is from the annotation of a GenBank genome assembly. NCBI's taxonomy places the organism in Eukaryota, Metazoa, Rotifera, Eurotatoria, Adinetida, Adinetidae.
AUGAGAUUCGACGAAAAUAUAUUCACAGAUUGUCGAAUUGUCGCUUAUUCAUACCGUGAAGCAGAUGUAACAUCUGAAGAGAUCAAAGGGUACGUUCAUGUGGUUGGUGAAUUGCCAUUCCGUGCACAUUUAUUUUCUGAAUUACAAAUUCAAAGAUAUAUAAAAUAUUGCACAAAAGAAAAAUAUUCCUUCGUUCAUGUAGAUGCCACCGGCGGUGUCUUGAUAAAAAUGCGUGAACAAAAUGAUGUUUACAUUUACGGCAUGGUUUUCAAAGAUGGAACUGAUGCAAAUGAUACGAUUACACUUGCACAUGCAAUUCUUACCGAUCAUACAGUUCCUAGCAUUGGUUAUUUUUUUUAUUUGAUGCGUUAUAGCGUUUUCCGUGAAACUGAUUUUUACAAGAUUUUCAAACAGGAUUAA